AAAAAAAAAAAGAUCGAUUGAUUCGAUUGAGACGAGAAAACAAGGCAACGUCCCCCUCUGCCGAAUUUUAAUACCACACUCGUUCUCCUCCUCCAUUAGCCAGCCUUCACGAGAAAUAUCGCAAUCAUGGCUGUGGACACAGAACCUUUCCUUCAUCUGUCAAGGCCCUUGGCGCCGACAAUAUUGAACUACCAGAGCAAUAUCUCCCCGCUCUCAGUGGUCAUUCAACCCCAAUCCAUCCUCUCUAUUCUCGACCAUGCCACCCGUCGCGAUAUCCGCCCCGCCUCCACAAACGCAAACAACUCCAACACUUCCACACCCGCCCCCUCCUCGACCUCAUCCUCGCGCGUCAUCGGCGCUCUCGUCGGCACCCGGUCCGAGGAUGGCACCGAAGUCUCCGUAGCGUCCUCCUUCGCGAUCCCGCAUACGGAGAACGAGGACCAAGUAGAAGUCGACGUGGAGUACCAAAAGAACAUGCUGUCCCUCCACCUACGCGCACACCCCCGCGAAGUACUUCUAGGCUGGUAUACAACAAGCCCCGAACUUAACAGCUUCAGCGCCUUGAUCCAGAAUUUCUUCGCGAGCCCGGAAACGGGCACAUUCCCUCACCCCGCAGUGCACCUAACAGUCUCUGCUGAACCCGGCCAAGACGUCCAAACCAAAGCCUACAUCUCGGCCCCCGUAGCCGUCAACGCCGAGCGCGCAUCCGAAUCCUGCCUCUUCAUCCAGGUCCCACACCGACUAGCCUACAACGACGCCGAGCGCUCCGCCCUCGACCUAAUCGCCUCUGCCCGCGACAACUCUGCGCGUUCGGCCCCCGUAGUCUCCGACGUAGAAUCUCUAACCCGCAGUCUCGAGCACUCCCUCGAGCUCCUAGACCGCGCCUCUGAAUACGUCGGCGCAGUAAUCGAUGAAGAGCGCGAGCCCAACAACGCUCUAGGCCAGUACCUUAUAAGCGCAUUAUCGCUCGCGCCCAAGGUCGACCCCGUGAGCAUCGAGUCCGACUUCAACAACCACAUCCAGGACGUGUUGAUGGUCAGCUACCUCGCCAACAGCAUCCGCACCCAAAUCGAUCUGAGUCAGCGACUCGCUACGGCGGCUUUGGCUAACGAUGACGGUGCUAAGGAUGGCAGCGGUAGCAAGGAUGGUGAGAAGGAAGGUAAAGGCGAGAGAGGCGAACGUGGUGGACGCGGUGGUAAGAGAGGAGGCCGAGGUGGCGGACGGGGUGAUCGGCAACAACGAGAACCCCGCGAGCUUCGUGAGCCUCGUGAGAACGCCGAUUGAAGUAACCCAGAAGCGGGUUAAUAACCUGGAUGAAAAACAGUCCCGUGGCGGUAUCAUGUACACAUAGCAUGGCCAACGGAGUGGGGAUAUCAUGCCGUGUCGUGACUGCUUCUUAUUACUAUUGCAUAACGCAUAGAAGGAAUAAGGCAGUUCCAAAAAAAAUCGGCAGGGCAGGGUAGUUUUGUGAGAUAACGCAAAAAGAGAAAGAGAGGUUUAUACGAGGCGUUCGCGUCCGGUCAAAUUAAGGGCAUUAUUUUUACAACGUACUAGAUGAAUAAAAAAGAGGAAAUGCUACCACAAGAAUAUUCGUCGUUGUAAUCAAUUCCUAACCCGUCCUAUUAUCAUCACUCCAUAUUAAAACGCAGUAAUUAUUAUUAUUAUUAUUAUUAUUAUAAGAUAUUAGUUAAAAUGGAU
Hypoxylon trugodes is the source of this 1698-nucleotide messenger RNA. Its product is annotated as Mov34-domain-containing protein. Gene Ontology annotation, molecular function: translation initiation factor binding; translation initiation factor activity; metallopeptidase activity. The transcript is spliced from 2 exons. Bases 127 to 1284 code for a protein of 385 amino acids. Gene Ontology annotation, biological process: translational initiation. The record is from RefSeq and is a predicted model, not a curated record. Gene Ontology annotation, cellular component: eukaryotic translation initiation factor 3 complex, eIF3m. Lineage: Eukaryota; Fungi; Ascomycota; Sordariomycetes; Xylariales; Hypoxylaceae.